CUGCCUACUGUAAAAAUGUUUCACCAGCUUUCCCUCCUGAACGUCUCAAAGCAAGCAUCAGCAGCAGCAGCGAGAAGAAGAACGGCUGCUGCAGCUCGAGGGAGCGAGGCUGCGAGGGGCGACGGCCGUUUCUCCAGAGAGGAAGAGCUCGAGCUCGAGCUCGACCUCCUGUCCCUUCCGGCAGUAGGGGGAAAGCAGAAAAUGGACGCGGCAGGUACCUCCAAGAGAGGUCGUCGUCCUCCUACCAAGCCACAGAAGCUCAAGUUCAAGCCGAAAGUGCCGUCGCGCAAGCCAAAGAAACCACCUGCACAAAAGCCACAACUGGAAGAGACAAAACCAAUUGAUGAAGAGUUAAUGAAGACACUGAGGACGGGACGAGGAGAUGCAAAAACUUUGCGAGUUAUAAAAGAUGAGCAAUCGGCACAGAAUUCCGACUCGAAGACGCUUUCUUCUGCAGCUGGAGUUAGCUUCCAAGCGGCGCAGUCAGGAAAGCACAAGCAACCAAAAAAUUCUCAGAAGGCACUUCAAAUCCCUAGGGCCUUCCCUGCCAAUCCAGAAAGGUUCUACGGUGAUGAAGAUGACGAGGACGAAGAUGAUGAUAAUGUUGUUCGAGAAGAUGACAAUGAUGUUGAGUUACCGGAGUCUCUCCCAUGCUCAACCGAAUGUGAAUCUUCCAUCCAUCCAGCGAAAGAGCUCAAUCUGCUCGUAGGCUUCUCUGAACCCUACACCAAUUACCUUGAUACUGUCAGGCACUUAUAUAACUCGUUCACAAAUUUGGGACGACAGGAACACGAAGACAAGACAAGGAUGUUCUUGUUCCAGUUGCCGAAAUCUCUUCCUCUGCUCAGAACACCAUCCACUGUAGUUCAUAGGAAUGGAAGGGCCAUUGUCAAGGAGGUGAAAGAAGGGUACAACCUGAAUGAUCUGCCAGGGGGGUACAUGGGCAAGAUGCUGGUGUACAAGAGCGGCAAGGUCAAGAUGAAGCUGGGAGAUGCCGUGUUCGAUGUGAGCCCAGGCACGGAAUGCGGGAUGCAGCAGCACGCAGUAGCGGUGAACACUAGAAGGAAACAUUGCUGCCAGCUUGGGGAGAUCGAGAGGCAGCAUGUCGUGGUGACCCCGGAUGUCAACUCCCUGCUGAAUGACAAUAGGGACUAGCUGCAACCCGCGAACCGAUCAAUUCUAAUAGCUUGGCAAAUAUGGUGUGCAUAUAUGCUAGAAUAACUUAUGCGUUUUAACUGCAUUAUGAUAAAUGUAAAUUUGUAGCUGUAGCCUGUAGCUGUUGGUAGCACUCGUGUCACAGCAGUAGUCUAGAAAUGCUGCUUGCAGCUGAUGAGUGCUGUAUCUUGAGUACCCUUGUAUCUUACUAGCAGGCAGAAGGCGCAGCGGCACGCUGCGCCCGUGUUUAAACACGUUGUUGUUUGAGUUAUAUUGAGGUUUUUCUUAAUACCAAUGAAUUCUAUUAAUGCUA
Molecule: messenger RNA, 1468 nt
Organism: Triticum dicoccoides
Lineage: Eukaryota; Viridiplantae; Streptophyta; Magnoliopsida; Poales; Poaceae
Product: nucleolin-like
Exons: 9
Coding region: 16-1155 (379 amino acids)
Biological process (GO): tRNA transcription by RNA polymerase III
Cellular component (GO): RNA polymerase III complex
Molecular function (GO): DNA binding
Source: RefSeq, a predicted model, not a curated record